ACUCGCUCAGAGUCGGCGCCGACGCGAUGGAGAGCGGUUGCACCGCCGUGCUGCGCGUGAAGCGAAAGCGGAGCGCCGAGCCCGCCGAAGCCUUGGUGCUCGCUUAUAAGCGCCUUCGAGGCGGGGAGGAACCCUCUGAGACCCAGAAGGACCUCCCGCUUAGGCAGCUAGAGGAUGCGGUGGAGAAGAAUGUCUUCCAGUUGGUGGCCACCGUGCGCUCCCAGGAGGAGCCUUUCCAGCCGCUCGUCCGGGCCGCCUUGCGCCCAGCGCGGAGCAGCGAGCAGCGCAUCCGCCGCGGUCUCCGCGCGUCGGCUCAGAAGAUGAGGCUGGAGGGGCGCUACCGGGUGGUCUCCAGCCACCGUUCCCUGGGGUCGUGCUCGGGUCGCCUGGAGCCGCCCCAGGAGGGCCGGGGAGAGCCAGACGCCGCUACUACGGAGGACCCCGGCUUCCAGCUGUUUGACCUGAUCCACGAGGAAGGAGACGCAAAGGAAACUGAUGGUGGGAGUGAUAAACCCUCCAACCCAGAUGUGAUCCUCUGUAAUUCCAUAGAACUGAUCCGGGAGCAGUUGACAAUAUCAGAAGAUGUUCCCAGAGUUGGGCCACAGGAGGAGCAGAAAGACGACUAUGUGUAUGACAUUUACUACCUGGAAAAAAACAUUCCUGGGUGGAUUGAGAAUGUCCUCUCUGUGCAGCCUUACAGAGAGGAGUGGGAGCUGGUGAAUAACGAUGAACCUUCAGAGGACAUUUAUGAGGAUGAGGAUGAUGAAAACAGUGAAAAUAACUGGCGCAAUGAGUACCCAGAUGAGGACAACAGUGAAGCUGAUUCCAGAGACUCAUGUGAUUUUGACAACAUCAGCUUUAGUGACGAUGAAUUCUCUUUAUCUCUGUAUUUUGGGGAUAGACAGAAAAUGUAUCACUCUGAUGAUGACUAGCUGGAUUCUAACUCUGGGCCUUGUGGUAGCCAUGAGGACUGUGACUGCACAGCUCUGUGACUUCAGCCAUCCGAGCAACUUUCUCUGGUUUCCUCAUCAGCUUGUCGAAGGAAAAUGCCUAACCAGCAGUACAUUCCACCACAGUGAGACUUCUGUGGGAGUGCAUUUUAAGAUAUGAUUUUCCACCUAUCUCCAGGAAAAGCCUUUUAGUUCUGAUAAA
Suncus etruscus (white-toothed pygmy shrew) is the source of this 1152-nucleotide messenger RNA. It is a transcript of the gene SLC7A6OS, whose product is annotated as solute carrier family 7 member 6 opposite strand. NCBI's taxonomy places the organism in Eukaryota, Metazoa, Chordata, Mammalia, Eulipotyphla, Soricidae. The transcript is spliced from 6 exons. Bases 27 to 932 code for a protein of 301 amino acids. The record is from RefSeq and is a predicted model, not a curated record. Gene Ontology annotation, biological process: developmental process.